AUGGUUUACAUCGGUAUUCCCAAGAACUAUACCACUUCUCCGUCCUCAUUUGCUGGCACUUCUUUGACCAUCAAUCAUGAAGCCACUCAGGACCUAGACUCGAGCGGGGCCUUUGAAGGUCCUGAGAAGCUGCUGGAGGUGUGGUUCGCCCCCUCUGCCACUGACCUGGGUGACGCUGGUCCGGAGGGCCUGAAGAAAGUGCCCGGUGAGAUCUGGAAGGACAUGCUGGAUUUGGUCAACUGCCAGGUGCUCUCGGUUGUCUCAUCUGAGGAUGUGGACGCCUACCUCCUGUCGGAAUCUAGCAUGUUCGUCUGGCCGCACAAGCUGAUUCUCAAGACUUGCGGCACCACGACCCUGCUGUCGGGACUGCCUCGCAUCUUGGAGAUUGCCACCCUGUUUGCAGGGUUCCCGCGCGCGACGGCUCCGCCUUCCCGUGGGAUCUCUGUGGCUGCGGCACCUUACCGGGUCUUUUACAGCCGAAAGAACUAUCUGUUCCCUGACCGUCAGCGUGGCCCUCACCGCAGCUGGCGUGAUGAGGUCCGAAACAUGGACAAGCUGUUCCUCAAUGGAAGCGCUUACAUGAUUGGCAAGAUGAACGGAGAGCACUGGUACCUGUACCUGACUGAGCCUCACACUCUGCUCACGCCCCCCGCCAGCCCUCAGGAGGUCGAGGAGGCUCUGACCGAAACCAAAAUCCUCAGCUUCCCUGGUGAGAAAGUCCACGCCGUGGACUGUGAGGAGUAUGAUGAGACUCUGGAGGUCCUGAUGACCGAUCUUGAUGAGGACAACGCGAAGCAAUUCUAUCUGGACAAUGCCACUGCCGUGGCCGAGAAGAACUACCGCAACUUCGACAAGGAUGAAGGUGCCGAGCACGUGGACGUCUUCAGCAACACUUCCUCCGAUCUGGAUGAUCCGGACCUUGACGGCGAUCGUUUCCUGCCCACUGAGCUGACCACUGAGGGUCACGCUCUGGGUACCGUCGUCUCCGAGUCCUGCGGUCUGUCUGACGUCUACCCAAAGACUCAGUUCCCGGAUGCGCGUAUCGACGCCUACCUGUUCACUCCGUGCGGCUUCUCCGCCAACGGCGUGGUGCCCGCACCGGACGGCAAGGCUCCGACCCACUACUUCACCGUGCACGUCACGCCGGAGCCGCAGUGCUCGUACGCCUCCUUCGAGACUAACGUCCAGCACUCGCAGACCGGCCAGACCACCGCCGGUAUCAUCCAGCAGGUUGUCAACAUCUUCAAGCCUGGCCGUUUCAGCGUGACGCUGUUUGAGACCAAGCCUGCUAUCGACGAGGCUGCUGACGAAGGCAACGGCUUCCAUGACACGGCCUAUGUGAACCGCCAGGCUCUUCGUCGCUCCGCCAAGAUGGAGCAUGUCGAGGGCUACCGUCGUGUCGACCGCAUCGUCCACGAUCUGAACGGCUAUGAUCUUGUGUUCCGCUACUACGAACGCAACGACUGGAAAGGGGGAGCUCCGCGGAUCGGGGAGAAGGGUCUCUGCUAG
Molecule: messenger RNA, 1509 nt
Organism: Penicillium riverlandense
Lineage: Eukaryota; Fungi; Ascomycota; Eurotiomycetes; Eurotiales; Aspergillaceae
Product: adenosylmethionine decarboxylase SPE2
Exons: 2
Coding region: 1-1509 (502 amino acids)
Biological process (GO): spermidine biosynthetic process; spermine biosynthetic process
Cellular component (GO): cytosol
Molecular function (GO): adenosylmethionine decarboxylase activity
Source: RefSeq, a predicted model, not a curated record